Messenger RNA from Pimephales promelas (fathead minnow), 1245 nucleotides. It is a transcript of the gene parm1, whose product is annotated as prostate androgen-regulated mucin-like protein 1. Gene Ontology annotation, cellular component: Golgi apparatus; late endosome; plasma membrane. Lineage: Eukaryota; Metazoa; Chordata; Actinopteri; Cypriniformes; Leuciscidae. The record is from RefSeq and is a predicted model, not a curated record.
AUUCCGAAUAGGCUACAAUACUUCGCUUUUUAUCUUUUUAUCUGACUAGAAAACUCAUUUGCCCGCCUAUUUUUUCCAUAGACAGGUGUUUUCGCUCAUCUGUCAUCAGACCGGAGGCGUGCACCGCACAUGUCCCCUGCGCGCUCACGAUGUGCGCGCGUGAAUUUCCUUCUUGUCACUCAUGUGUGUUACAGUGCGAUAGAGAAACUGUUUAACAGUCACUCGCUGCGUUAGAAACGAAAGAGGAAGGAAAAUGAAGAUGACCCUCUCAACGGUGGUGAUAUUAGCAGGUCUGAUAAUUGGAGGCAGCACAGCUGACACCUCUCCAACAUCGACAGCUACAACUACGGCAUCAGCAACUACAGCAUCACAUUCAUCGACGCUGACUUCUCCUUUCACAACAUCUGCAAAUGUCACGACGAGCCAGUCUUCCUCCACAACAUCUGCAAAUGUCACGACGAGCCAGUCUUCCUCCACAGUCCUCCUCAGUACAAAUGAAACAACGACUGGUUUCCCUGUGAAUUCAUCCCAGAGCACUACGAACGCCUCUACAUCCGCUCAGACAACAUCAAAUACAACCUCUAGCUGUAAUACUACCUCCUCAGGAGCUGGGCUCACCAGCGUAGUCAACAAUACGACAAACACCUCGACCACAAUCUCGAGUUUGACGACUGAACCUCAAACAACAUCCUCUUCAGAGAGUCUUACCUCAGAGAAAACAACGCUGAGAAACACGGCAGCGAAUGUUACUAGUGCAAAAAUUACAUCUGCUACAGUAACUACAUCUACUAUUGGGUCUACAACUAAACUUGUGUCCUCUUCUACUGAAGUAAAGACUAAUAAACAAGUAGAGGACUCUAGUGUUGGACAAGAAAAGAAGGACCCAGAGGCACUGAGCUCAGGGAGUGUCGUUGCCAUUGUAGUUGGUUUCCUUGCCAUUGUAUUAAUCUUAUUUGGUGGGGCGUACUACUUCAAAAUACGACGUACUUCUUACGGACGUCUUUUGGAUGACACUGAUCACAGCACUGUGGGGAAUUUUCUCAACCCAAUGUUUGAUGGCUAAAAAGGGAAGUGUUCAUGAAGAAACAUUCACUUCUGAGAAAUAACAUGCACGCAUUUCUUUAGCAAUGAACACGGUAGUAGCGGAUUCUGUAUUUUGGCCUAAAAAUUGCCUCUUCAGUCAAAGUAAUAGAUCAUACGCUGACCAGAAUCAAGAAGUUUUUAGAAUGUACACUUUUAAAGGCA